Messenger RNA from Caenorhabditis bovis, 438 nucleotides. NCBI's taxonomy places the organism in Eukaryota, Metazoa, Nematoda, Chromadorea, Rhabditida, Rhabditidae. The record is from the annotation of a GenBank genome assembly.
AUGGCUACCUCCAAUAACGGUGUUCCAUCUACUAAUAUAGUUAGUACCACCCCGAUUAUGGAAAUGCCAGGAUCAUCGGCUGGAAUUGAUUCAACGACCGCCGCGAUGACAACGACAACUCCAAGACCCCCUUGUACUCCUGAUCAAAUCACCCUCGGGAAAAGGAACGAUGAAGAAUUUAAAAUUGAUGUUACUUAUAAAGACUUCGUUGUGAGUGAUGACAACAUGUCGGCAACAAUGACGAUCACGUGUACUGCUGAUGCUGGAAACAUGGCCUAUAUGGAUUUCAAUGUAGAUGAAGGAGGGCCAUCUGAAAAGGAAUUACCUACUGUUAAUGCAGAUGUUGUCUGUAAGGAUGGAAAGUGGAUUUACAGUGAAACAGUCGGCGGAGUCAAUAUGGAUAAAGAGAUCAGUAAAGUCAGCUGCUUUCAAGCUUGA